GCAGCCCAGUUACGCUUGAGCGGCGAGCUGGUUGUUUAUGAACCUCUCAGGACGAUAUAAUCAAACAAAUGAGGUAUUUGUGUCAGAUAUUUGGGUUCGGAACCGAGUUUUGUUUCCUUCCUGUCUUGUUGGGCGCAGUUCAUGGAAGCUCCCAGAGUUCCACUGGGUUUUGGAGCGGAUAUCCCCUCUAAUGAAUGAUCUGAAGGAAUCCCCGGGGAGGCAGCAGUCCACCGGGAGGACACCCUGUCCCGGGCCGGAUGCCAUGGGGGGCGCAGUGGGGCCGCUUCUGCUUUGGCUGCAGGAUGUGGCGGCUGUGACUCUCCUGAAGGCCCGGAGGACCAUCUUCCAGGCCGCCAUCCUGUUCUGCAUCCUCUGCCUGCUCCUGUGGGUCUCCAUAUUCCUCUAUGGGAGCUUCUAUUACUCCUACAUGCCCUCCGUGAGCUUCUCCACACCGGUGCACUUCUACUACUCCUCGGACUGCAGUGGUCCGGGGCUUUGCUCCUUCCCUACAGCCAACAUCUCCUUCAUGAGGAACGACAGAGACCCUGUCAUGGUCAGCGGGCAGCCUUAUCGAGUGUCUCUGGAGCUGGAGAUGCCUGAGUCUCCUGUGAACGAGCAGCUGGGCAUGUUCAUGGUCAAGAUGUUUUGUUACACCAGGGGUGGGGGGAUCAUUUCCUCGGUGGGGCGAUCUGCGAUGCUGCAUUACCGUUCUGACCUCCUGCAGACUUUGAGCACUUUCUUCUUCUCUCCUCUCCUCCUGACCGGCAUGGCUGAGCAGAAGCAGCUCAUAGAGGUGGAGCUCUUCUCUGAGUACAAGACAAACGCUUACCAACCCACCAUCGGCGCCGUCAUCGAGAUCCACUCCAAACAGGUGCAGAUUUAUUCGUCUCGCCUACGCAUCCAUGCCUACUUCACAGGCAUACGGUACGUUAUGUACAACUUCCCGGUAACGUCUGCCGUGAUCGGCGUGGCCACCAACUUCACCUUCCUGAGCGUCAUUGCGCUGCUGGGCUACCUGCAGUUCAUAUGGGGGGGGCUCUGGCCUCCCGAUCAGGUGAAAGUCAAGGUCAUGAUGGGAGACAACACUCGCAUCCAAAAGAGGACGGAGGAGGUCCGGAAGCGCAUGGAGAAAGAAAACUCUCUGAAGGAUCUGAGUUCUCCUGCGACGAUCGAAUCUUUAAGGGACAUCCGGGGAAACGGCUCCGACGUUCCUGAAGCUCAAGAUCCAAGAAGUGAGGAAGAGGAGCUGCAGGACGAGCAAGGUUCGCUGGAAGCAGACGGUUCGAGUGGACGCCCUGCAGCUCAGCCCGGAGACCUGGAGCUGAGGCACAGACCGGGGCCCUGGAUGAGCCUCUGAACCACCAGCUGUCAGAGGAGCCGUCGGCGUCUGCUGGGUUCCAGAGAACGUCCUUCAAGGACCAAGCUCAAAAUCACAAGAAAAACUCCCCUUUUCUGUUUAGUUUGCACAGAUUUUGCUCUCUUGUUGUGAGCUCCAGUCGUAUUGUUAGCAGAUGUUGUGUCCUUUGACUUUAGCUGUCAAUAUUGUAUCUUCAUCAACCCGUUCGAUCAGUUGGUUUUACCGUUCUGCUGGGGUCUGGUUUCAAAUCUGAUGCCAGUGAAGUUCUUGCUCCAACCUCUUCUCUCUGAAAUCUCCUCAGAGGAGUUUCAUUUGGGAAGAAGAAGAUCUCAGUAAAAGUCUCUGACCCUGAAGGUCGUUUGCAGCUAAAACUUUUUCUUCUGUCUCAGUGAAACUGGGGACCUGCUACCUUUAAACACGUGUUUGUCGCUUUGCCAGGUUUUGCUCUUAUUUUUAUAUAGAUUCUAUUGUUUCCAUGACAACUAACCAGGCAGCGUUUUAGGCGAGGAUUUGAAAUCCUAUGUGCUUGAUAAUAACUGUGUGUUCUUAUGUUAUAGUUCUGUGUUUGAAAAACUAAAGUUAUGUAAAAGUUUGUAAAUGCGGCUGCUGCUGGUUUGCAGUUGGACUCCCUGAUGUUUCCGCUGGACUCUGUGAGAGCUCAGACGCCGACUCGGACGCAGAGCGGCGGCGUUGUGUUUUACCAAAGAUUUGAUUCAACCUGAUGAGGCUCGAGAAAGACAUUAUUUAUGCACUGAAAAAUAAAAUGAGCAAAAAGUA
Molecule: messenger RNA, 2134 nt
Organism: Oryzias melastigma (Indian medaka)
Lineage: Eukaryota; Metazoa; Chordata; Actinopteri; Beloniformes; Adrianichthyidae
Gene: bscl2
Product: BSCL2 lipid droplet biogenesis associated, seipin
Exons: 1
Coding region: 38-1357 (439 amino acids)
Biological process (GO): lipid storage; lipid droplet organization
Cellular component (GO): endoplasmic reticulum membrane
Source: RefSeq, a predicted model, not a curated record